Trichoderma citrinoviride is the source of this 1818-nucleotide messenger RNA. RefSeq names its product carbohydrate-binding module family 24 protein. The transcript has 6 exons. Gene Ontology annotation, biological process: mating projection tip cell wall disassembly. NCBI's taxonomy places the organism in Eukaryota, Fungi, Ascomycota, Sordariomycetes, Hypocreales, Hypocreaceae. Bases 1 to 1818 code for a protein of 605 amino acids. Gene Ontology annotation, molecular function: glucan endo-1,3-alpha-glucosidase activity. The record is from RefSeq and is a predicted model, not a curated record.
AUGUUGACGAUGGCGAGCCUCCGUCGCCUCGGGCUCAGUGCCCUUGCUGCUGCAGCAUCUCUGUCUUCAUUUGCCAAUGCCGCCUCCAACGUCAGGUCUCUUGAGUCGAGACAGAGUGCGGCUGACAGACUCGUGUUUGCUCACUUUAUGAUUGGCAUUGUAGGAGACCGCACUUCUGCAUCGCAGUAUGACGCGGACUUCCAGCAGGCGAAAGCCGCGGGAAUCGAUGCCUUUGCCCUCAACAUCGGCACCGACUCGUAUACCGAUCAACAGCUGGAGUACGCCUACACGUCGGCUGCCAACAAUGGGAUGAAGGUCUUCAUCUCUUUCGACUUCAACUGGUGGAGCCCUAGUGAUGCGGCUGGAGUCGGAGCCAAGGUCGCGCAGUAUGCAGGCCACCCCGCCCAGCUCCAGGUUGACGGCCGUCCGUUUGUCUCUUCGUUCGCCGGUGACGGCCUUGAUGCCAAUGCCAUGAAGGCUGCCUCCGGCGUCAACCCCUACUUCGUUCCCAACUUCCAUCCCGGCCAGUCGAGCACCGAUGGCAUCGAUGGAGCCUUCAGCUGGCAGGCUUGGGACACCAACGGCAACAACAAGGCACCGACCCCUGGUGCCAACGUGACUAUUGCCGAUGGUGAUGCUUCUUACAAGGCCUGGCUGGGUGGCAAGACCUAUAUGGCGCCUGUUUCUCCAUGGUUUUCGACUCACUACGGCCCUGAGGUUAAUUACAGCAAGAAUUUUGUGUUCCCAUCCAAUGAGCAAAUCUAUACCAGAUGGCAGGAAGUUGUUCUGAGCGACUUCUCCAUGAUCGAAAUGAUCACCUGGAAUGAUUAUGGUGAGAGUCACUAUGUCGGGCCUCUGUCCAGCAUUCACGGAGACGACGGCGGCUCAAAGUGGGUCAACGACAUGCCCCACGACGGCUGGUUGACUCUUUCCAAGCCCUUCAUUGCUGCCUACAAGAACAAAGACACAAACGUGGCAAACUACAUUACGGAUGAGCAUGUCGUCUACUGGUACCGACGCAACCUCAAGACGCUCAACUGCGACGCGACUGAUACGACCGCCAACCAGCCUGCCAACAAUGCCAGCGGCAACUACUUUGAGGGAAUUCCCAACGGCUGGCAGACGAUGGAUGAUGACGUCUUUGUCGUCACUCUCUUGAAGUCUGCUGCCACUCUUACCGUCACCAGCGGAGGCAACUCGCAGUCCUUCAACGUCCCGGCCGGCGCAACCCUCAACACCGUGCCUGCUGGUCUCGGCAAGCAGAGCUUCGUCGUCAGCCGCAAUGGCCAGAACGUCCUGUCCGGAACCUCGCUGAUGGACAUCACCAACGUGUGCAACUGCGGCAUCUACAACUUCAACGCCUACGUCGGCGAGCUGCCCGCCGGACCGUCUGACCCUCUGGGCCACGACGGUCUGACCUCGCUGACCAACGGUCUGCAUGUGACCACCUGCUUGCCGCAGCCUUCCCUGGGCACGAAUCCUUCCGUCCCGGCCAGCCCGCCCGCCACCCCCACGAGCUCUGGUGGCCCCUCCAAGACGAGCAGCUCCGUCCCCGCGGAUCCCACCAACUGCAACGGCGGUGAGGUUGCUCCUGGCGAGUCUGGCAACUUUGCUGGUCUCUGCAGCUUCUCUUGCAACUACGGCUACUGCCCUGUCGGCCCGUGCGUCUGCACGAGCUUCGGCACGGCUCCCGCUCCUCCGGCCGGCGAUGGACGGGACGGAUGCCCCGUUGCUGGCGAGCCGUCCUCGUACUCUGGCCUCUGCAGCUUCACUUGCAGUCACGGAUACUGCCCUGAGGGAGCCUGCCAGUACUGCUAG